Molecule: messenger RNA, 5161 nt
Organism: Labrus bergylta (ballan wrasse)
Lineage: Eukaryota; Metazoa; Chordata; Actinopteri; Labriformes; Labridae
Gene: sez6b
Product: seizure related 6 homolog b
Biological process (GO): synapse maturation; regulation of dendrite development; regulation of protein kinase C signaling
Cellular component (GO): dendritic shaft; dendritic spine; endoplasmic reticulum
Source: RefSeq, a predicted model, not a curated record
GAGAGCGUGCAGCAGAUCUCCACACUCUCCAGCUUUCAGGGAGAGGAGUCAGUACACUCAGCGGUCUGUGGACGGGAAACUAAAGCCCUUUCGUCUCUGUCAGAGGAGUGAAUCAGACAGAGGAACCUGGGCUGAAGUGACCGAGGAGGGUUCAGGGGUUUCCGUGGAAAAGUGCUGAACCCAAGGACGUUCACUACGAAGAGCUCGAGAGGAGCGCAAAGCAGGGACGAAACGUGAUGAAGGCGAUCACUGAUUAUUUUGCUCUGCUGUUGGUUCUGGUGGCGGCGGGGACGGACAUGAGCACCAAAGCCUCAGAGGAUGCUCUCUCCAUCACCCCGGGGGUCCCUCAGGAGAGCAGGUCUGGCCUGUACCCUACCACCCAGGACUCAGGCGGGAGACCCCCUGUGGUCACGACGGCACCACCUGUCAACGUCCUCAACCACCAUCCGGUCUACAGGAAUCCUCACCAACAGCACGACCUGCUCAAUCCACGUGGUCAGCCAAACUACUUCGAGGACAGCGGAGGAUCCACACCCCCACCCAAAACUUUACAGGCUUCAGAUGUGACCACUGAGAGCUCUGAUGUGCGAACAACCGUCGUCAUGCACACAUCAGCUCCUGCCGCUCACUCCAGUAGUCACGUCCCAGUAACAAGCGAGGUUUUAAAAGAUUCAGAACACACUGAAAUGUCACCGUCCUCAUCUCCAGCUGCAGGAGAGGAAGAUGAGGCGAGGAAGAAUCAGACUGGACCGCAGCAGACUGUGAGGCCCAGCCGCGAUGAAGAGGAGACCACGACCACCACCAUUACCACCACCACCAUCAUCACCACCAUGCAGAGUCCAGUUCCCUGCCAGCUGAACCUGACUGGACCAGAAGGCUUCAUCGAGGCUCCUCCACAGUCCAGCUCUGCUUUCCACUCCACUAUAGACUGCAGCUACAUCAUCACUGUGUAUAUGGGCUACGGAGUGGAGGUCCAGGUCAUGAACGUGAAUCUGUCCGAGGGAGACAAAGUGGUGUUUGAAGACGUGGGCCACCGGGAGAACACCAUGCUGGCCAACGAGUCCAUCCUCAUGAGAGGGUUGGUGGUACGAAGCCACAGCAACCAGAUCUCCAUCCGCUUCCACAGCCCGAGGUCUCAGGCUGCGUCGGUGCUGCUAAGAUACCAAGCCUUCGUGCUGAGCUGUGUUUUCCCCCAGCGUCCUCUCUACGGUGACGUAUCGGUGAGCAGUCUGCACUCUGGAGGGGAGGCCUUCUUCUCCUGUCUGACCGGCUACCAGCUGCAAGGACCCAGUGUGCUGACCUGCCGCAAUGCUAGCACCCCCUACUGGAGUGGCAAGGAACCACACUGCCUGGCCGCCUGUGGAGGUUUGAUGAGGAACAUCACAGUCGGUCGGAUCGUCUCUCCGGGGUUUCCCAGCAACUACAGCAACAACCUGACGUGCCACUGGCUACUGGAGGCCCCCGAGGGCCAGAAACUGCACGUCCACUUUGAGAAGGUUGCACUGGCUGAGGAUGACGAUCGAUUGCUGAUAAAGAACGGUAACAGCAUCGAUGCAGCUGCUCUGUACGAUUCAUACGAGGUGGAGUAUCUCCCCAACGAAGGUCUGCUCAGCUCCUCCAAACAUCUUUUCAUCGAGCUGACCACAGACGCUGCAGGAACAUCCACCGGCAUGGCCAUCAGGUACCAAGCCUUUGCAGCGGGCCACUGCUAUGAACCCUUCGUAAAGUACGGGAACCUGACGAGCAGCGACAUCACCUGGGCGGUGGGAGCUGUGGUUGAGUUCACCUGUGACCCCGGCUACACUCUGGAACAAGGAUCUGUCACCAUCGAGUGCAUGGACCCCAACAACCCACAGUGGAACGAAACAGAGCCCGCGUGCAGAGCGGUGUGCAGCGGUGAGAUCACAGACUCAGCUGGAGUGGUUCUGUCUCCUAACUGGCCUGAAGCGUACGACAAAGGACAGGACUGCAUCUGGGGAAUCCACGUGGAGGAGGACAAGAGGAUCAUGCUGGACAUUCAAGUGUUGAACAUCGGGAAAAACGACCUGGUGACUUUUUACGAUGGAGACGACCUCACAGCUAAAGUCCUGGGUCAGUACGGAGGAUCAAAGUCCAGAUUCAAGCUGUACACCUCCACUUCAGACGUCACCAUCCAGUUCCAGUCAGACCCAGCAACCAAUGUGUACGGCUACGGCAACGGCUUCAUCGUCCACUUCUUUGAAGUGGCUCGUAACGACACCUGCCCCGAACUCCCAGAGAUCACCAACGGCUGGAAGAGCACAUCUCACCCUGAGCUGGUUCAGGGCACCGUGGUGACCUACCAGUGUUACCCUGGUUACCAGGUGAUAGGGGCCGAGCUGCUCAUGUGCCAGUGGGACCUCACCUGGAGUGGAGACCUGCCGAGCUGUGAGAGAGUGGUUUCGUGUCCUGACCCUGGGAAGGUGGAGCACAGCAGGCGGGUGCUGUCCGGUCCACAUUUCACCGUGGGUUCGACCAUCCAGUACGUCUGUAACAAAGGCUUCACUCUGUCAGGAAACAGCCUGUUAACCUGCUUCAACAGAGGAUCUGCAGGACCGAGGUGGAACCAGAAGCUGCCCCGGUGCAUACCUGAGACCUUCGAGCCUUGCAGUCACCCAGGGACCCCCACCUAUGGGAUCCCUGACUCCACAAAGCUCCACUUCCAGCCCGGAGAGAUGCUCCACUACUCCUGCCUGAGCGGCCACCAGCUGCUGGGAGAGCCCGUUCUCCACUGUGUCCCUGGACACCCGUCUCAGUGGAGCGGGUUGCCACCUGUCUGCAAAGGCCACCCAGCAGACGACGAGCACAGAUUGGAUGUGUCCACUGCAGACCUCAGAAUGGAGGGGGCCCAGGCGGCGUUUGUUGUCAUCAUCCCCGUCAUCCUCCUCCUCGUCCUCAUCAUCGGGAUCUACCUCUACUUCUCAAAGGUUCAGAGAAAGCCUCUCCGGCUCUCCUUGGCCUCCAGUUUACCGUAUGAAAACAUCAGCGCAGAAUCUACGUUUGACAACACAGUUCAUGAGACGACGUAUGGACAGAUAAGAAGCCCGCCGGCCUUUUCAACAUCUGUCACACUCGCACCUUCAGUGACUCCCUCCCCGCCCUACGUCCUCUGAAUAUGAGCCUCCCUUUAUUUACCCGACAGAGGACACCACUCCACCCCUGGAACGGCUGGACCACCGGAUUAUUUUUCUAGCUCCUCUACAGUCACGGUCCAGCAGCAGCAGUUUGUACAGUUUUUAAUCCAGAGCUCGCAUCCUGAGGACUUUCAGUGCAUCUAGGAAAGCAAAGGGAAUCCAUGUCAAGCGAGCACCAUUAAGUGCAUAUAACCACAGAGGAUAUGUCAUGUUAUGUACAUUACACACUCGUCGUCUCCUGCCACCGUUUAAAGAACAAUGUUCAUGGUUUUAUUGGCGUUAAAGAGUAACAUCUUACCUAUUGAACGUCUCAUAAAAAUGGCAGCAUUUGCUUUUAUCAGAGUGCCCAAUAAUUAAUGCAAUUUUAUUAAAAUAGGAACUCAUAAUGUAUCUGCAUUAAAAUAGGUUGCAUGUUUGGUGCAGAGCUUGACUUGGUUAGCUUAGCACAAAGAAUGGAAGUAGGGGGAAACAAACAACACAGUGCAAAAAACUAAGUAAAAAAAAAAAAGUGAAGCUAAUGUAAAAGUGUAUUAAAACUGCAAUCCUUAUAAUGGCCAGAAGAGAGCGACUCCAAUUGUGGUAAAAAGUUGUUAGUGAAAAUGAGCCUACCCCUUGCUUAUUUACAUUUUCCUAAUGAGUUUAUGGUCUCAAUCUGUAGUUUAACGUCGUCUCCAAUACAGCAUGCUGUGCAUUUAGUACAUUAUGGUUCUAUAUAGAUUAAAAUAGAUGAAGAACAAUGGUACCCUUAGUGCAUGCAUGGCUUGGCUGUGUUUGUAACGCUGCAACAGCAACAUUUUAUUUAAAGCCUGUUUUUCCCCUCAUCAAUAUACUUGUUACCUUUAACAUGCACGCACAAGCUAGGGGCUAGCAUUAUUUUUCAACAUAGCAUUUGCUGACCCCUAGCAUGGCUAGAGCUCUGCUUUCUUGUCUAAAUAUGGUCAUUUUUGGUUCCAUAAAACAAGAUGGAGAAGUCAAAAAGGCUCAACUUAAAGAUUUAAAACAGCAGAAAUCAAACUUGUAGGUAAAGUAUAAAUGGUUAUAUCCACUGUUUACAUACAGAAUGUGUAGAAACAACUAGCUUGGCUCUUUCCAUGUUCAAAAAUACAUCAAACAACACCCGGAAACAUCUCUUAUGAACAUGUUUUAUCUUGUUACUCAUUUUUUUUUUAAAUGUUUCCAGUUAAUCGAGAAUUUUUCUCUUUUCCAUUUACUUUCAGUAUAUUAGAGAGCGUUUCAGGCUUCUUACUCACCAGCUGCUUGCUAAUGAAUUAGCUACUCAUUCGCUAACUAGCAUUAACAUACUGUCAAUCAAUAUAGAGUAAGAGGCCCUUAAGAAAUGUGUUUCCAGUCAUUGGAUCUUUGCUAUUUAAGGUGUUAGUUGGCUUUAUUUUUACUUGUCUUGUUCCCCCUUGCUUCCAGUGUUUAUGCUAAGCUAAGCUAAAAUGAAUGCAUCCUGACACGAGCUCUGUAUCCAACAUGUCAGAUGUUAAUCUUCCAGCUCACUUUCAGUAAUCAUACAGCUAUUUCUCAAAAUGUCUUUAAAAACUGUCAAAUUAUGAUUAUAUAAAUGAUCAGUAAAUCGAAGAAAAAAAAAAAGCCAAAAGGGAUCGUUUAAGUUUCUAUUUCAACACUGUAAUAAACAAACUUCUUGGGUUCAUAUGCAGAGUUAAAGAAAAGGUGAUUUGAUUCUUCUUAGUUUAUCCACGUCAGUGUAGCGUAACAAAUUGAGUUGAUUUUUUUUUUACAUCUCGUGUUUUUCUUUUGUUGAAGCGAAAGGAAAAUGCACACUGAGGGAGGCUGUCGCUCAUUUUGCCACUGCUUGUUUUGGAGAUUGCGUCUAAAUUCAGACCAUUACAGUCAGUCAAACAUACCGGGAUGUCCUAUGAUAAUAUGUAUCCAUGCAAGCUGGUGUGAUGACAAUGAUAAUAAUUAACCUAUUUUUGUUCGACUGUACAUAAAGUACGGAUUAAGCUACUUCACAAACAUCCUCAAUAAAAGUUAUUGUUCAG